CUGUGACGUCAGCGCUGGGCGCGCCCUCGCGCGGGGGGAGGGGCAGGGCGGCGGCGGGAGCGCGCGGGGCGGCGGGUCGGAGCCGAGGCGCCGAGCGGGGGGAGCGAGGCCCGGCCCUGGGCCGGCAGACACAAGCUUUACAGAUGACCCAACGCUAGAGCCCUGUGGCCAAGCCACCCGUUAGUCAUCCGAUAAUGGGUCAACAUAUCUCCAACCAAGCUCCGACGGUCUUUACUAAGUUACCGGACAGGGUGAUGAGGCAUGCUGCCCUGGUGAGGGAAAGUGGCUUCCUGACCUAUGAGGAGUUUCUUGCCAGAGUGGCAGAGCUUAAUGAGAUUAUGGAGAGGUUGGCUGCAGGACAGGAAAAGUACUUGCUGUUUGAAGUACAGCCUGGAUCUGACUCCUCAGCUCUUUGGAAGGUCAUUGUUCGCAUUGUAAGCUCAAAGAUUAACAAGACCACUGGAAAUAUUGAGGCCUCCAGAAUUCUAAAUCUCUAUCAGUUCACUCAGCUGUAUCGGGAGAUCACCAUGCAGGCAGGCGGAGUGCUUGGCCAAAGCAGCAUCUGUGAGGACACGUCAGCAGAUGGACCAUCCUGCCAGGCCAGCAUCUGGCUGGGCAAGAUUAAGGAGCUGACAGACGAGGAAGAGUGUUGUAUCUGUAUGGAUGGUCGAGCUGACCUCAUUCUGCCCUGUACGCACAGCUUCUGCCAGAAAUGCAUUGACAAAUGGAGUGAUCACAACAGGAACUGCCCAAUUUGUCGGCUGCAAGUGAAGGAGGCCGGCGACUCCUGGGUGGUGUCUGAUGCACCGACAGAAGAAGACAUCGCCAGCUACAUCCUCAAAAUAGCAGAUGAGGCUGGGCAACCCCACAAGCCCUAGGACUUGCAGGAGCUGUUUAUCCCCUGACAACAGACUCCUUAAAUCUGGUCUCUUUUACACACACAAAUCAUCUCCCACAGAUUUUGAGCACUGAGGCCGUUGUAUAUUGGAUCACUUUUGAUUUUUGCCCUGGCAAUUUGAUGAUGAGCUAAAGCAGACUACAGGGUGGCUGCAGAUCCUGGCUGUGUUCUUGUGAAGCAGUUGAUGCACUGGCAAGCGUGCAUUUUGUCCAUGUUGGCAAGACCACCUCUAGCACUCACUUUUGUUUUGUUGGUCCUUUCAAUAAGUGUGACCGUGUGACUUCAUAUGAAUUGAUAAGAGGUGUUUGCCUCCUAAAAAUGUAGCUACUAAUCCAGUAUUUGUGCCUGAGUUCAUCACUGCAUGUGAGAUUUAAUUGCUGGGCUGAGACUUGGUGGUGAUUUUCCAAGCAGGGAUGUGGAUAUCUGUGCUUGUAAUGAACUGAAAUAGAACUGCAGACAGAACAGAAUAAGAUGGUGAUUUAACAGCCGAUUGUGCCUGAUGGAUUAUAAAUUCUGCUUUUAAAAGACUUGCUGCUUCUGUGAGGAUACUCCUAGAUUUUCAUAAAUAUGGGUUGUCUUAAAAAAAUGUUUUAUAGAUAGUAAUUAGUGAGGAACAGGUGCACUGUGAGUGCACUGAGUGACAGUGAAUAUUGCUUUAGCUCAUGAAAGUAACCUGCUUUGGUUUGCAGUUUAUGGCCACGGUUGCUCCUAUGUACAAAAAGAAAAUUUACUUCAUUUGUAUUGGUGCUUUAAUGAUUUUUCAUUUUUGAAAAGCAACGUUGCCCUUUCAGCUUUUAUGUGUAGGAGACAAUUGAAUUUAUAAGAUUAUUCAAGUAUUUGCAAAUUCUAUCAAAUCAAUUUGCAUCACAGACCACGUCAAGAUUUACUGCUUCUCAACCUCCAUCUGUUUCCAAGAUUCCUUUACAUUGGACGUUCCUCUUUACCCAAUCUCUUACUCAAAAUAAGUCUCUUUAUUUUUUUGUAAAAUUACUGUUUCCACAAGCAGACUGUGAAGGCAGGGUGCUGAAGUCUCUAUUUUAAUUGCUUCAUCAAUCUGACUUGUUCUAGUUUCUGAAGAUGGUAAGCAGUUCUGGAGGGAGUUGCAGUGCAAACGUGCAGUAUUGGGUAUCUACUGCAGCAGUGUUUACAAAUUAUCUUAACACUUGAAUUCCUGCUGAUGAAUGUGAAGAAUUGCAGUGCGCAGACCGGUUAGUAUGUGGAGUACUGUGCGUAAGCAUCGAGCAAUGAAACUUUGCGGCUCUCGCCUUCCACAGAGGGCUUUCAGUAGCACAUUCAAAGUCUUGUCACCCAGGUUGUUUGUUCCUAUUAGUACAGCCUUCUCAGUCACCCUGACCAAUGUACUAAUCACCUGUGUUGAAAAUAGAGGCAAGAAAUUAGACUAUGAAGAUCCUUUUGCUGUUGGCUAGUAUCCAAGUGUCCAGUAGCCGGGAUUCAAAGAUGGUGGUAUAACCUGCAUCCUGAACAGUUUAAUUGCACGAUAAUGAAGUUAAUGACUACUAAUUAUUACGUUAGUAUUUUUGAUGGUCAUGGCUGUCUUUUAUUGAUGAGUAAUGUACACCUAUUUGUGUUACCUUGCAGGAAGAUCUGGGAAGUUCUUUGCUUUAUUGGUGAAAUCUUUUUAAUUAGUUUUGUCUGUUGGCUGGAUGUAGACCAAUAAAAGGUUUUGCCCAUUA
Pristis pectinata (smalltooth sawfish) is the source of this 2592-nucleotide messenger RNA. It is a transcript of the gene rnf141, whose product is annotated as ring finger protein 141. The record is from RefSeq and is a predicted model, not a curated record. Bases 195 to 878 code for a protein of 227 amino acids. Gene Ontology annotation, molecular function: ubiquitin-protein transferase activity. The transcript is spliced from 6 exons. Lineage: Eukaryota; Metazoa; Chordata; Chondrichthyes; Rhinopristiformes; Pristidae. Gene Ontology annotation, biological process: protein autoubiquitination.